UUUGUUUCAUAAGCUAUGGUUUGCUCCACUUUGCAUCAGUGACGGUGUUGGUUGUCUACGGUGGCCGCCUGGGCACAUAUGCUGUAGCGCGUCUGAUCGUUUGUUUACUUCAUUUGCAAUAAUGAUGUGAAAUCGAAUCCGCUAGCUAGCCUAGCCUAGCCUAGCUAAAAUAAUGAAGAACCGGUAAGAGAUGGAGGAAAAAGGGCGUGUGAUGGGGGAGACACAUUGAUGGACCCCAUUUUAUUUUUCAUCUCAUGAUAACAUUUCUUUUUAUAACCUGUUCACUGUGAAACAACUUAUUUCAUUGACUGCGUUAGCCUGCUAGGCUGCAGGCUAAGCUAACGUCAGUGGAUUUUGUUUCGGUGUAAUUUGAUAUGGCACAUUGAAAAAUCCGCUCACCAGCGCUGGGAUUUCUCUAAUUUAUCCCCGCUCGAUUGUUGUUAAUAGGACCGGGUUUAUACGAUAGUAAACCAACGUUAGCCAUCACGCUGUUAAAGCAAUCUUAGCUAUUAGGCUGUAGCUAACGAAACUGUCUGGCCUGGAAUGGAGCCAGGCGACUUGAGGGAGAGCCCCGCCGGGUCCGGGGAGUCAGAUACGGGGGAUUGGAGGGAGGUUAUUCCUGGUGGUGAUGAGGUCAAAGCUACCGAAAAUAAUGGAACAAAACUACAAACCGACACCUGCGAGGAAGAUGAAAAUGAAAAACAAAAAAGUGUGGGAGGGCAAUUGCACAGUCCCUACGAGGAAGAACUGGACCCCAGGAUCCAGGAUGAGUUGGAGCACCUCAAUGAAGCCAGUGCAGAAAUCAACAGACUCGAGCUGCAGUUGGAUGAUGCCAGAUCAGGGUACCGGAAGAUCCUCACGGAGUCUGCCAGGAAGUUAAAUGCUCAGAGCUCUCAGCUUGGUAGCUGCAUAGAGAAAGCUAGGCCGUACUAUGAAGCCCGUCGCCUUGCAAAAGAGGCGCAGCAGGAGACCCAGAAGGCAGCUUUGAGCUAUGAGAGAGCGGUUUCUAUGCACACAGCUGCCAGGGAGAUGGUCUAUGUGGCCGAGCAGGGCCUGAUGGCUGAUGGCAAAAAUACCCUGGAUCCCACCUGGCAGGAGAUGCUAAACCAUGCUACUGCCAAGGUGAACGAAGCUGAGGAGGAGCGACUCCGCAGUGAGAGGGAGCACAUGCGCGUCACACAUGCCUGCCAGGAGGCUGAGGCUCGGGUUCAGAUGCUGCAAAAGUCCCUCAAAAGAGUCAUCCUGAAAUCCAAACCCUACUUUGAGCUCAAAGCUCAAUUUAACCACAUACUGGAGGAACACAAGGCUAAAGUGCUGCAGCUGGAACAACAAGUAGCCAAAGUUAAGACCAGCUACUCCAUUGCCCUACGAAACUUGGAGCAAAUCAGCGAGCAGAUCCAUGCUCAGAGGGAGAGGGACCAGGCUGACAGAGGAUGCCUCACUGUCUGCGGUGGGCGAAGUCCCCCGGUUGGAGCUGAAUCCAACACCAAAGUUCAGGAAGAAGGUGGUGCCUGCAGCAGUGGUUUGACAGGGAAAGAUCGAGUGGAUGCAGCCCUUCACCUGGCGGAGAAAUACAAGGAGAAGGAGAAUGGAAAGGUGAGGGAGCGUGCAGGGUCGGAUUCUCUCUCUGUGUUCAGUCUGCAGACCAUCGCUUCCGACUUGGAGAAAUAUGACUCCGUCGAGCACCUUGGGGACCUCAGCGAUGUAGGGAGUGUAACUGGGGAUGAAGGGGAGAAAGAGAGAGGUGUGACGGACAGAAGAGACAGACUGACAGAGACAGCUGGCAGAGAGCGGCAGCAGCAGUUCUACAAGCAGCAUCACAGAAGCAUCAGUUUGUGAGGCUGUCACAGAGGUAACUGCUACAAAUACUGCAAAAAUAAAAUGUGAGAUACCAAUAAAGUACAAAUUAGGGUAAACAUCUCUAACAUAUAGUUACCAACCAAUAUAACACACAGUGAGUUAGCUGCAAAUUUAAAACUGGAGUGCUACAGUAGGUGUAUGAUACUUGGUGUAAAUAUGCACACUUACAUUGACUGACAGAUUAUUCUAAAGCACUGAUCACAGUGAACAUUGCAGCCUAGUUAGAACACUACACUACUACAUCCCUCCAGUAUACUGUAUUCACUUCCUCUGAGGGAUUCUGGGUACAUUUUAUUCCUUGAGCAUGAAGAAACAGCAAAGACAGAUCAAAAGCCAUGUGUGAACAGACAUAUUUAGAAAGUCAUCACUUCUUUCUUUCCCAGGCUAAUCAGUGAUCUAAUUUUGUAAGUAAAUCCCCCAGUCGUGUCGACGCUCAUUGGCAGUUGCUUCAAGGGUUGCAGAGUCUCUCCAUACACACUGAGAUCCCCACUCUUACCU
This is a messenger RNA of Monopterus albus (swamp eel), 2358 nucleotides long. RefSeq names its product SH3-binding domain protein 5-like, a (gene sh3bp5la). Lineage: Eukaryota; Metazoa; Chordata; Actinopteri; Synbranchiformes; Synbranchidae. Bases 544 to 1839 code for a protein of 431 amino acids. Gene Ontology annotation, biological process: intracellular signal transduction. Gene Ontology annotation, molecular function: protein kinase inhibitor activity. The transcript has 6 exons. Gene Ontology annotation, cellular component: cytoplasm. The record is from RefSeq and is a predicted model, not a curated record.